Messenger RNA from Eptesicus fuscus (big brown bat), 4703 nucleotides. RefSeq names its product ubiquitin specific peptidase 22 (gene USP22). Gene Ontology annotation, molecular function: zinc ion binding; cysteine-type deubiquitinase activity. The record is from RefSeq and is a predicted model, not a curated record. The transcript has 13 exons. Gene Ontology annotation, biological process: protein deubiquitination. NCBI's taxonomy places the organism in Eukaryota, Metazoa, Chordata, Mammalia, Chiroptera, Vespertilionidae. Bases 223 to 1800 code for a protein of 525 amino acids.
UCCGGGGAGCGGGGCUGGGCCUGGCGGCUGGACCUGCGCUGGUGGCGCCGCGGCCUCGCGCCAGCACCGCGCCGCGCAGCACCAUCUUUGCCCACGGCCCACGGCCCGCCCUUCGUCCGCGCCCGUCCCGCCGCCGGCCGGGCCGCCGAGCAGCCCCGCGCCGCGCUGGCGUCGUCCUCGUCCCCUUCGCCGCCCGCCGCGCGCGGCCGGGCCUUGCCCCCUAUGGUGUCCCGGCCCGAGCCCGAGAGCGAGGCCAUGGACGCGGAGCUUGUGGUGGCGCCGCCGGGCUGCACGCACCUGAGCAGCUUCAAGGUGGACAACUGGAAGCAGAACCUGCGCGCCAUCUACCAGUGCUUCGUGUGGGGCGGCACGGCCGAGGCCCGCAGGCGCAAGGCCAAGUCCUGCGUCUGCCACGUCUGUGGUGUCCACCUGAGCAGGCUGCACUCCUGCCUCCACUGUGUCUUCUUUGGCUGUUUCACAAAGAAGCACAUUCACGAACACGCGAAGUCAAAACGGCACAACCUGGCCAUAGAACUGAUGUAUGGAGGCAUCUAUUGCUUUCUGUGCCAGGACUACAUCUAUGACAAGGACAUGGAAACCAUUGCUAAGGAGGAGCAGCGGAAAGCUUGGAAACUGCAAGGUGUUGGAGAGAAGUUUUCAACAUGGGAACCAAGCAAGCGGGAGCUCGAGCUGCUGAAACACAACCCAAAACGGCGGAAGAUCACCUCCAACUGCACCAUAGGGCUGCGAGGGCUGAUCAACCUGGGCAACACGUGCUUCAUGAACUGCAUCGUGCAGGCGCUCACGCACACGCCGCUGCUGCGCGACUUCUUCCUCUCGGACCGGCACCGCUGUGAGAUGCAGAGCCCCAGCUCCUGCCUGGUGUGCGAGAUGUCCUCCCUCUUCCAGGAGUUUUACUCUGGGCACCGCGCCCCCCACAUCCCGUACAAACUGCUGCACCUGGUGUGGACGCACGCCCGGCACCUGGCGGGGUAUGAGCAGCAGGACGCGCACGAGUUCCUCAUAGCCGCCCUGGAUGUGCUGCACCGGCACUGCAAAGGUGAUGAUAAUGGGAAGAAGGCCAGCAACCCCAACCACUGCAACUGCAUCAUAGACCAGAUCUUCACAGGGGGGCUGCAGUCGGACGUCACCUGCCAGGUCUGCCAUGGAGUCUCCACCACAAUAGACCCCUUCUGGGACAUCAGUUUGGAUCUGCCUGGCUCUUCCUCCCCAUUCUGGCCCCUGAGCCCCGGGAGUGAGGGCAGCGUGGUGAACGGGGAGAGCCAUGCGUCGGGAACCACCACGCUGACGGACUGCUUGCGAAGAUUUACCAGACCAGAGCACUUGGGAAGCAGUGCCAAGAUCAAAUGUAGUGGUUGCCAUAGCUACCAGGAGUCCACUAAACAGCUCACCAUGAAGAAACUGCCAAUUGUAGCCUGUUUUCAUCUCAAACGAUUUGAACACUCAGCCAAACUGCGGCGGAAGAUCACCACGUAUGUGUCCUUCCCCCUGGAGCUGGACAUGACCCCGUUCAUGGCCUCCAGCAAAGAGAGUCGGAUGAACGGGCAGUACCAGCAGCCGACCGACAGUCUCAGCAACGAUAACAAGUACUCCUUGUUCGCAGUCGUUAACCACCAGGGGACGCUGGAGAGCGGCCACUACACCAGCUUCAUCAGGCAGCACAAGGACCAGUGGUUCAAGUGUGACGACGCCAUCAUCACCAAGGCCAGCAUCGAGGACGUGCUGGACAGCGAGGGGUACCUGCUGUUCUACCACAAACAGUUCCUGGAGUACGAAUAGCCUCACCCUCUGCUUCUCGGAGCAAAGGCCACGGAGUGGCAGCCUCACAAAAUGACCCCCAGCAAUCCGGCACCACCAUCCCCACAGCAGCGCCCGGGCGUCGGUGCCUGCAGCCCCGGCCAGGGCUGUGGGUGUGGAUGGACAGCGCGUGCGCGGCCUGGGAGCUGCACAGCAGGAAAGCACGAGAGGAAGGCGUGCCGGCAUGGGAGGGGGGAGGGGGGUGUCCCUGCGUAUCUCCUGCUCCUCAAACUGUGUGGGGCAGCCCACCGCAGGGAGCAGCCUCGCCCCUGCCUCAGUGCCCUGUGCUGUGCUGUGCGGCUCAGCAGGCGCCAGCCCACGUCCGGGACGCAACGGAAAGCCCCGAGGCUAGGCCAGAGGGCCUGGCGGUGUCUGAGUUUCCGUGUCACAUGUGUGCAGGGAGGCACUCGGCUUCUGCCAGCAGAGUCUGUGGGUGGAAGACACGGAUCGUCAGGCCUCUGCCUGCAGAGAGCAGCCCGACGCCCGGGGUGCCCGGCCGGCCCCUCCGCGCUCCUGGCCAUGAACCCCCACCCCCUGCUCUUCCUGCGCCACAGACUUCAUAACUGCAGUGUUAUGACUGGAUGCAUCGAGUUUAUGCUGAAAUUGAGUUUCCUUCUCGAGAGAGUCUUGCUCUUGUGCUGUGUUGUUGCCCCCCCGCCCCCCGCUCACCCCGCCUUGGCGUCCUGGUGGCAGCUGGCAGGUGCGAGUCAGGCUACAGCAGUAGCAGUCUCCCGUGUUCCUCUGGAGCAAAUGAUGCGUUUUCCAUGGCUUCACGGUUUUCCUUCGGCUCCUGUCCCGCCGUCCCUGUCACAGCUGGGGCUGUCGGGUGAGGGGGAGUGCUCCCCUUGCGGGGGGCCUGCUUCCCGGGCCAGGGCGGGCCCGAAGGCCAGCUGCCUGCCUUGCGGGCAGAGCGGAGCACGGCCUGUCCUGUGCUGCCUGCGUCUGUCUGUCCAGACCCCACCUCGGAGCUUUUGGUCCCUCUCUGAGACGUGAGCUGCGGGGGCGACGUGCUUGGAUUGGUUGGCGGAGCACCUGUGCUGCCGGCGGCAUCCCGGGCUCGCUGUCCCUCCGGCCAGCGGACGCCUGGAGAGCAGGGUAAAUGUUUGGCUCUGUGGCCACAGGUAGCGUGUGAGCCAGUGAGCCAGGUGUGUUCCCACGGAACUGGGUGAGCACCGACACUCGAAUUCCACGUAAUGUCCAUCAUGAGGUUCUCGUUCCCUGUUUAAAAACGUGUCGGCUCCUUGUAGCUGACAGGCCGCCGAGAAGCAGGCCGCGGGCCAGGCCAGCUCGUUGGCUGGCGGCGUUGGCGGGGCGGUGCUCCAGGAGUUGAGCAGUGGCACUCACGGGGGAAACGCUGGAAUAUGCGAAGCAGCAGGCCGCAGAGCCAUCCUGCGUGGCAAAGUCCCGAGUGAUGGCGGUUCUCUUUCCGUUAGUUUCCACUUCUGCCCACUCCCUGUCCCCUGGCAGCCCCCACACUGUUGUUUGUGUCCAUGAGUUUGGUUCUCCCUUUUUUCCUCAUUCCCUCCCCCCUCCCAGUGCCGUGCCCCCCACAGCUGGCAGCCUGCUCUCUGUUCAUUGGACUCCAGAGUGAGAUGAUAUGGCAUUUGACUGACGGGCUGCUUCCACUCAGCAUAACGUUCUCCAGGUCCCUCUGCUGCCGCAAAGGGUAACGUUUUCCUCCUCUUAAUGAUCAAGUAGUAUUCCUUCGUGUGAAUGCUCCACGGCUGUUCGAUCCACUCGCCUGCUGAUGGCGCUUGGGCUGCGGCCGCCUCGUGGCUGUUGUGGAAACGCUGCAGUGGACAUGGGCCUAGUGAUGGUUCUGAAGCACUUGCUCCGCUCUCUCAGUGUGUCUCUGCCUUUACGGGACGCAGGCUUUAAAGCAGUGUUUUCAGAGAAGUAUGGGGGGCAGAUCCUCAGGAAGGGCUGCCUGUGUGAGGGUGUGUGCCUGCUGGGGAAGGUGCUGGGAGUGGCGUCCUCAGUGAUGAGCACAGCUGGGCAGCGAGCUGACUGCGCGGGCGCGGGGGCCUGAGGCCUGAGGUCUCCCUGCGUCUGCCGGGGCCUCCGUGCUGGGUGGCGGCCAUAAAGCAGAGUGGGGAGUUUCUGGAAGAUUAUCUGAUCUGGCCGGCCUGCUCCCCAGCCUGUGCGCCCCCACCCGCCCGCUGUCACUGGUGCUCAGGGGCUCAGCCACAGGGCAGGGAGAGCAGUGGGGCCACGCGUGUCUUUUGUGGACAUUAUUCGAAGUGUGUGUCUCCAAGUUGGUUCUCUCUCCCCUUCGCCUUGGGGCUCUGAGCACUUGCCGGCCGGCUCUGCCCUGAAGGGCUCCCCUCCUGCCUCCCGGGGGUCUGGGUGGCGAUGAAAUGUUACAUGAAAUGUCCUUUUUAAAGAAGCUCCGGUCCAGCUAUUAAAUUCAGGAAAAUGGCUUUUGUUUCCUAACAGCCACCACUAUAGGUUCCUGUCGUCACCAAGCGUGUCUGAGCACCACGGUGUCCCAUCGGGGUGUUAAAAGAACCUGAGCCUGCGGGGCGCACGCCGCGCUCCUCAGGGCGGGCUUUCCCUGUCCGGGUGCAGGUGGCGCCCCCGCGGCUCACGCGGCCCGAGCUCUGGUGGUUCGGCUCGGAGUGUGGGUGUGUGCGCUUCCGUCGUGUAAAGCUGCCGGCUGGGGCUUUGUGCGUGUGCUUGUGUUUGCUUGUUUUUUAAUAAUUGAAGUGAUUGGGGCCUGUUAUAACCAAAACAACUUCGAAAGAAAAAGAUUCCAGUGGUCGUGCCGUGGGUUUGUACCAAGAUGUCUGCGCCUCUUUCCCCUCUGUGUGAGGCGUGUUUGGCCCUUCCCUCCCUCCAUGCUUGUAGUCGUUCUGUGUCAUAAUAAAGCCACAUUUUAUUCUGAA